Messenger RNA from Eriocheir sinensis (Chinese mitten crab), 1987 nucleotides. RefSeq lists its product as uncharacterized. The transcript has 2 exons. The coding region runs from base 914 to 1336 and encodes 140 amino acids. Lineage: Eukaryota; Metazoa; Arthropoda; Malacostraca; Decapoda; Varunidae. The record is from RefSeq and is a predicted model, not a curated record.
GUAUACUCAGUGCCCACCACCUCUCGCUCCCCUACAGGCGGUGGUCUACUCCCUGGGCGGCGCUGCAUGGGAAGUGUACCGGCAAGGCCUCACGCAGCUAGUACCGCGGAUUCAGGAGGUAGGUGGUGCCGCGGGACGCUGUGCUGUGGGUAAGUCGUCCAUCACUGGAGUUCCGGGAAGCACUAAUGCACUCACUGCUACCUGAAAGCCUCAAACUCAUGCCUCCUCUCUCAAAACUCUUUCUGGCGUGUGCAGGUGUACCCGGGCUGGAGCAUGAGGGUGUACGUUGACAACACCAGCGCACCCUACUCGUGGGCCUGCCCCCUGGCCUGCCAGUACCCACACCUGGACUUCUGUGACGUUGCCCGCCUGCCAGGUAAUGAGCAUACACCUCAGUUUGUCAUGGUAACCCCAGCACCUUGGCUGACCAGGACGUUGUGUCGCACAUAAAAAUUUUCAUCUGUCAAAGAAGAGAGAGUUGGUGUAUUAGUCAGGCCGUCAGUGUCAGUCAGUCAGGCGGGUCAUCAGUCCCUGGGGCACCUUUGUCUGAAGAUGGGGCUGGUGCCUUCCAGGGCUUGGUGACGUGAGCGGGACGCAUCCGCGUGUGUGGAGGUUCGCAGUGUUCGGAGACCGCCUGGUGCAUCGGUACAUGUUGCGUGACGCCGACUCGCCCUUGCUGCUGCGGGAGGUAGCGGCCGUGGACCAGUGGCUCCGUGGAGGCAGGGUGAGGACCGUGAGGUUACACGCACCCAACUCAUCCAGCACACCACACACCCACCAGUACCCAAACACGGCGUGCUGUUACCAUGACUCUCCCUUACAUCAUUCUUAUUCCAAACUCAACCUCCAAGGCUGCUCAGAGUCUGGAGAAAACUCAUUCUCAUGUAACCUACAGGAUGUUUCGUAACGCACGAUGACGUUGGGAAUCAUAAAGGUUCAGUGCUUCUUCCUCUCUCCGCAGUGUUACCACGUCAUGCGAGACAACCCCUUCCACGCCGCAGCCAUCCUGGCGGGCUUGUUCGGCGGCUGCACCUCCUGGCGACACUCUGUGGCGGAGGCGGCGCGGGACGCGGCCUUCUGUGAGCCGCACGGGCCCGGGGGUGACCAACACAUCCUGAGGUCGCUGGUGUGGCCCGCAGCCCAGCACAACGUCACAAUGCACGACUCCUUCAGGUGCCACAAGUACCCUACCGCUCUGCCCUUCCCGACGCGGAGAGUUAACUUCACUUUCGUGGGCAUGAGGUCGUACCGAAAGAUGUACAGGUGGGAAAGACUCACGGCGGAGUGCCCACGCGCCUGCCGCCCCAAGGAACACCCGGACUGGACGCAGUGUUGAAGGUUGAGGCCACACAGUGAUUGGCUCCUGCGUGACUACAAGGCCGCCAUCAAACACUGGGCGCGGCGAGGCAGGGGCCCGUUGUGCAACAUACUGACCAUGCUGCCUUUUGCCCCCUCUCUUGAGGCCUUCACCAAGGACAGCCAUACAAUACUCUCCUCAACUAAGAAGACACGGUGUUAGCUGUAAAUUAAUGCCUUUGUAUACCAUAUAAGUACAGUAUUUAUUCCUAUUUUGGGGAGUGCAGUCAUGUUUUGUGACCCAAGUAUGGAUAAUACACUGAAAAAUCCCUAUCAGAAUUACAACCACAUGCAUAACAGAUUGUUCCAUGACCGCGUUGGCGGGCUGUCUUGAAUUUUGUCUUCCACAAGUCACUUCAGCUGCAGUGAAUUCAUCAUGCACUUCACCUGUUACUGUUUUCCACAUCCACCUCCAUGAUGAGAGUAUUCCCAGCUAAACCUCCGCCUCAUCCAUCUUCAGGCAAAGAAUUCCUUCACAGGCUCUCGCUGCAUUUAUUCCCUCAACCUCACCAUGACUGUGUUGGGGAUUCUCGUGCCUGGCCAGUGACUUCAGAGUCCUGAUUGCCUUACGAGGUGUGCUUGACUAGCAAUGGGAAAACCGAUUUAUUAAACUGUGAACUUUAGUUUGCAU